Schistocerca serialis cubense is the source of this 2422-nucleotide messenger RNA. Its product is annotated as high mobility group-T protein-like. The record is from RefSeq and is a predicted model, not a curated record. Gene Ontology annotation, cellular component: nucleus. Gene Ontology annotation, molecular function: DNA binding, bending. The transcript has 5 exons. Bases 78 to 1154 code for a protein of 358 amino acids. Gene Ontology annotation, biological process: regulation of transcription by RNA polymerase II. Lineage: Eukaryota; Metazoa; Arthropoda; Insecta; Orthoptera; Acrididae.
CCUCUCUUGUGCGCCACAGGCCCGGCCCCUGGACCCCUCAAGCUCUUGGGGCAAUACCGCGCGGUAGUAGUGAAGCCAUGUCCGAGCACCACCGUGGUGCCUGGGGAUCGCGCGACGACGCGGCGGCAGUGUGGUGGCCAGGCGCACUCGAGUACCAGCACCAUCAGCAUCUGCUGCAACAGCAGCUGCAAGCCGCGGCGCAGCAACAGCAGGCCCAGCAGCAGCAGGAUGUCGCUCGCAGCACGGCUGCGGCCGCCGCGGCCGCACAGCACCAACUCUUCUCCUACAAGAUGGCCAGUAGCUUCCAGAACCCUACGACGACCACCGCAAGUGUGUCGUCGCCAGUGGCCUCCUGCGUGCGCGGGCCUACUGCCCCCUAUGAUUACAGUAGCGGAGGUGGCCGGACGGAAGCCGCUGCUGCGGCUUCUCUCGUGGGUGGCGCUGCCCAGUGGUGGUACUCUAGUGGCAUGGGCAAUCCUAUGCAUGGAAUUUCCACACCCACUCCGCCCACUUUGCCACCGCAGCAGCAAAACAGAAAGAUGCCCCGUGGGAAAGCUGAUGCUAAACCUAGAGGCCGGAUGACGGCUUACGCUUGCUUCGUACAGACAUGCCGCGAAGAGCACAAGAAGAAACAUCCGGAUGAAAAUGUGAUAUUUGCAGAAUUCUCAAAGAAAUGUGCAGAGAGGUGGAAGACCAUGGUUGAUAAGGAAAAGAAGCGUUUUCAUGAAAUGGCAGAAAAAGAUAAGGAACGUUAUGAUGCUGAAAUGGAAACCUACACACCCCCUAAAGGAGAAAAGGCGCAUGGCAGGAAGAGGAAACAUGCCAAGGACCCAAAUGCACCAAAAAGGGCAUUAUCGGCAUUCUUCUGGUUUUGCCAUGAUGAGCGCAGUAAAGUAAAGGCACAGAAUCCAGAAUUUGGUGUUGGAGACAUUGCUAAGGAGCUGGGCCGGAGAUGGUCAGAAGUCGAUCCGGAGCUGAAAGCCAAGUAUGAAGCAAUGGCAAAGAAAGACAAAGCACGAUAUGAUAGGGAAAUGACAGCAUAUAAGAAAAGGCCAAAGCAAGGAGGGCAGGGAGCUGCAACAGUGAAGAAAGGAAGUGAAGAUGAAGACGAAGAUGAGGAUGAGGAUGAUGAUGUUGAAGAUGGUGACGAAUAGUUUGGCUCCAGUAUUUCAUUGCCAUGUCAUCUUUAUUAAGGAACUUUUGAAAGGACAUCAUAUCUCAUAAAUUCAUCCGUACCCUUUACCAGUUUUUCACUCACCAUAAUUUGAGUUCAAAGAAUGAAAGUGAGUUUUCAGGAAGAGCAUACUUCAGGAUGCAGGAGAAGUGAGCGAGCGUGUGUGUGUGUGUGUGUGUGUGUGUGUGUGUGUGUGUGUGUGUGUGUGUGUGUGUGUGUAAAUAAAUUUUUCAGUAACAGUAACUCACAAAUAUUUUAAUUUGUCUUAAUGCAGCAAAAUUACUUAAUGUGAACUUUACCAGUGAGUCACUGAUGCAUUUCUGCAGGUGUUGUUUGGUAAGUGUUUCAGAAAUGCAUCACACUGCUCAAAUGUCCUCCCAUUUUAGUUACAUCACCUGUAUGUGUUUCUGAUUCUGUUAAAAUACUGGCCAUCACCAAAGUUCUUUCUAUUGAAUUUCAAGAAUGACCUGCAACACAUACCUCUUUACAGUCUUUCACCAUCUGUGCAGUGGUUUUGUGCCAUUUCAGAUCAGGGUUUUACUGCCUCUUUGUUAAUGUGUGAAAAAAAAUGUAGUUAGUCUUUGGUGUGUGCCAGUGUGUUGUCAUUGUAAUCUAGAGUAUUUCUGAAGUUGCAGAUGAUCUUAGCCAAUUCUUUGCAACUUGAAGGACUUCCCCCUUCUCUCAAAAACUUACGUAAGGGUUUAAAAUAGUUGCGUCGUGUUUUCUCUUGUCAUGAUUGGGAGUGCUGUUGUGUGUUCUCUUAAGCCAUCAGUGUGUGCAAACAAGCGGACAAUAUUUUUCAGUGUUUUGAACUCUAUGGCAUAGCCAAAAGAGUGCAAAUCUUAAAACUUCUUCAUAUUAAUGAAGAAGUCAUUGUAUUAAGACGGUUUUAAUAGCCUGUUCUCUUUUUGAGGAAGAGGUUUCAUUUGAUGGAACUAGCAGUAAAGAAGAGAAUUUUUUCAGGUUCUGUUUCCAUGUCUCUAAGUGUAACAUUCCCAAAUUGAAAUUAAGGAAAAUUUGUACUUUGUGACAUGGGUAUUCAAAUACAAAUAGCAGUACCUCUGAUUUUGUGUGUACAACUGUAUUAAAAACUGUCAACAUAUUUUUAUUGAUUUGGAGAUUUAAUGAAAACCUGACUUAGAGUUCGAAAAGAACAAGAGUUGCGGUUAUUUUUAGGAAAUUUCAAAUAGAGAAAGGCACUGUUUGUUUUGUAUCUAAUAGUAAUUAAUAAACUUUUAAGAAAAGUGA